ACCUCUGCAGGCAAUCCCUCUCUUGCAGUCGAGAUAUUUGUGCUCGGGGAACAAUUUUCAAACGCAGCAUCCAACAAUGGAAAAGGGAUACAGAACGAGCAGAUCCAGUGCCUACCGCAAGAUGUUUGUGGAAAAACCGAUUAAAGUUUCAAGCAGCAGACGCAGCUAUACGGUUCGCGGGAAUCCGCAGAGCUUGAUCACCUCUGUCCCGUCCAGAAUGAGUUACUCGAUGCCGAUCAGGGCGCAAACUACGAGGUUUACGAGGAGCAGCGUUCCCGUAGUGGCUUCCAGCAGCAACCUCAACUUUGCCUUGGUGGAUGCAAUGAACACGGAGUAAGGUGAACGCAGCAAUGAAAAGGCUGAGAUGAUUGAGCUGAACGACCGCCUCGCCGGCUUCCUCGACAAGGUUCGAGCACUGGAGCAACAGAACAAAGUGCUGCUGGCUGAACUGGAGCAACUGAAGGGCAAACGCCCGUCCAGAAUCGGGGACCUGUAUGAACAGGAGCUGAGUGAGCUGCGUCUGCAGGUUGACCAGAUCAGCAAUGAGAAGUCCAGGAUUGAGGUGGAACGGGAUAACCUGGCCGAUGAUCUUCAGAAGCUGAGAGAGAAGUUGCAAGAUGAAGUUAUUCAACGGGAGGAUGCGGAAAACAACCUGGCAGCUUUCAGACAGGAUGUGGACGAUGCCUGCUUGGCACGCUUAGAUUUAGAGCGUAAAGUCGAGACACUACAAGAGGAAAUUAUGUUCUUGAAGAAACUUCAUGAAGAGGAAAUUCAAGAACUGCAAGCUCAAAUCCGAGAUUCGCAGGUCAAGGUUGAGAUGGAUGUGGUCAGACCCGACCUGACUUCAGCACUCCAGGAAGUUCGUUCUCAGUUUGAUAAACUUGCUGCUAAGAACAUUUAUGAGACCGAGGAAUGGUACAAGUCCAAGCUGGCCGAUGUAAAUGAUGCUGCCUCUCGUAACAAUGAUGCUCUUCGCUUGGCAAAACAAGAAAAUAAUGAUUACCGCAGACAAAUCCAGACACUGACCUGCGAAAUUGAUGCACUGAAGGGAACGAAUGAAUCGCUCGACCGCCAGAUGCGGGAAAUGGAAGAACGGUAUAACGUGGAGCUCAAUAAUGCCCAGGACACCAUUUCCCAGCUUGAAGAUGAUAUCAGUAAUUUGAAGGACGAGAUGGCUCGUCAUUUGCAAGAAUACCAGGAGUUAUUGACGGUUAAGCUGGCUCUUGAUGUUGAGAUUGCAACAUACAGGAACUUACUGGAAGGUGAAGAAAACAGGAUUAGUAUGCCUGUGCCCUCAUUUGGAUCUCUGAGCCUUGCUGAUGCCAUGUACGAGCAGCAGCCAUUUGAAAGUCGAACAUCAAAGAAGAAAAUUGUGAUUAAAACUGUUGAGACCAGUGGUGGUGAUGUGAUCAGUGAAACUACCCAGAAAAUUGAAGACUGAACAUGGUCAGCAGCCUAAAAAUGCUCAUCAUGUGCAAUGAAGCUGAAGCUGUUUCAAAAUAAAAGUGCUAGACAAGAAUGCCGCUCAUCCUCUUAUUCAAGAAGAAUACUGUUGGCUUUAAAGUGCCUUUCUGCAUCUAAUUGAAGAGUGCCAGAUUCAAUAAAGUUUUAUUAUAAGCUUUAUAGAGAAAUUAAAAUACAGUAAAUGGCUUUACUGAAGUUAUAUUACACUCUGUUUAUGGAGAGGGUCACUAGUUUACAAUUGCACAGUGAUGACUAGCAAUACUUCACCAGUUUUGAAUCUUUAUUUACACUCAGAAUCACAACUGCUUUUUAUCUUUCCCCAGUAAUUACCUGUAAGCGAGCUCGAAUAAAACAUUGACCAAAUCUA
Pristis pectinata (smalltooth sawfish) is the source of this 1831-nucleotide messenger RNA. Its product is annotated as type III intermediate filament-like. NCBI's taxonomy places the organism in Eukaryota, Metazoa, Chordata, Chondrichthyes, Rhinopristiformes, Pristidae. Gene Ontology annotation, biological process: intermediate filament organization. The record is from RefSeq and is a predicted model, not a curated record. Gene Ontology annotation, molecular function: structural constituent of cytoskeleton. Gene Ontology annotation, cellular component: axon; intermediate filament; cytoplasm.